This is a messenger RNA of Jaminaea rosea, 1855 nucleotides long. RefSeq lists its product as hypothetical. Gene Ontology annotation, biological process: proteasome-mediated ubiquitin-dependent protein catabolic process. Gene Ontology annotation, molecular function: ubiquitin-protein transferase activity. The transcript has 2 exons. Bases 50 to 1771 code for a protein of 573 amino acids. NCBI's taxonomy places the organism in Eukaryota, Fungi, Basidiomycota, Exobasidiomycetes, Microstromatales. Gene Ontology annotation, cellular component: nucleus; cytoplasm; GID complex. The record is from RefSeq and is a predicted model, not a curated record.
CCCCGCAUUAUCACCACACCAUAACCACGAAACUUAUCCUCACGCCAAGAUGGCGACUCCCUCCUUCCAUCCUCCCGACAUAGACGCUCUUCUGCUGCUAGAGUCGCCUCUAGCACGCGCUCCCUAUGAGGAUCUCAGACGCAGGAUGCGCGUCCACCAGCGUAUCACUGAGACGACCUUUGGAGGGUUGGCAGGGGUGACUAAGGAUCUCGAGGGGUGCGGUAGCAAGGAGGAAAUGCUCGGGAAGCUAGAUGGAGUAAUCGAGAGAGUGAAAGCAAUGAGGGAGAGGCUCAACCCCCUCACCGGCCACCUCGAGUCCUCCCUUUCCAUGCUCCAAGAUCGUACGAAGCACCUCGCAGAGAUUCACGAUAUCGUGGGGUCAGCAACAGCUGCAUCUACCAGCACGGACGCUACAGUCGAAGCCGCAUCGGAGCCUGCCGCCGCGUCUGACCUGCAUCCCCGCUACCAAAGCUGGACGGAUACCCGCCUCCAUCGCAUGAUAACAGACUGGCUCCUCCGCCGAGGGUACGUCUCCUCCGCAGCAAGCUUUGUACAGUCGCGCUCCCUCUCCUCCCUCGUGGACAUCCCACUCUUCCGCGAGCUGGCAGAGAUUCGCUCUUCCCUCAUUCCGGCGCCUAGCUCAGGGGUCGCGCCUUCGUGCAGCUUAUCGCUAGCAUGGUGCACGGAGAACAAGGCUGCCUUGAGGCGCUUCAAGUCCACGCUGGAGUUCGAUCUGAGGGUGCAGGAGUUUGUCGAUCUGUGCAAGUCAGCGCCAUCAGGAGGGGCAAGCAGGGCAGCGGCAUUGCCUGCUGCAAUCAGCUAUGCGAGGAAGCACCUUCUCGCCCCUUACAAAGCGGCACUGGCUGCGAGCGCUGAAGGAGCUCCCUCCGACGGCAAGAUGGAGGUGGACCCGGCGAAGGACCAGGACGAGGAGGACCAAGCCAUCAACGCCCGCAUCAUCUCGACUGUCAGCCAAGUGCUCGGCCUCCUCGCCGUCCCUCCCGGCGGGUACGCAUACGAGGACCUCUACUCCCCUCUGCGCUACAGGCAGCUCUAUGACACGCUCCUCGCCGCCGCACUGCGCAUCUACUCGCUCCCGCCGCAGCCAGUGCUACACAUCGCUUUGUCUGCGGGCCUCUCAUCGCUCAAGGUGCCUGCAUGCUACAAUGGGGAGAGGAGUAGCCAGUCUGUACAUCAGGCUGCGGCGGCUACUGAUCCGCCGGAGGCGGAAGGUGCUGGACCGGUCAACGAGGAUCUCCUCGCCGACGUUCAUCGCGAGGUUGAGGCCGAGACGCGCAAGCACGAUGCUGAGCUGCAUGCCUCCUCUUCUGACGAAACAGUGGACGAGACACGCAACAAUGACUGCCCAGUCUGCGCAACGGUUGGUUGUGGCCACAAGAAGAAGAAGGGCGGCAAUGAGCUCGGCUUGGGGGUUCUGGCCAAGGAGGUGCCUUGGAGCCACCACAGUAAUUCGACGAUCGUCUGCCGUAUUACGGGAAAGGUGAUCAGCGAUUCGGGUGAGGAGGCGGACGAGGUUGUUGCUCUUCCUAAUGGGCGCGUAUACAGUCGCCGAGCGCUUGAGGCAGGCUUUGUGGGGAGGUUGUCUGGAGAGGAGGUCAAGGAGGAGGAAGUAGUUGGGGAUGGCAGGUCCCCGUGGGGAAGUAAGAGGGACAGGGCUCAAGUUGUGGCCGAGGGAGGCGAGUUUGUCACCUGCCCGAGGACGAAGAGGCGCUUUCCUAGGAGUGGGGUCAGGAAAGUCUAUAUCACAUGAGGAGGCGGAGCUCUUUUUACGCUCCUCUCUGCGCAUUCAAUCUGUACAUUAUAGGCAAUCCCCACUUGAUCUUUCACCUCGAUG